AGACAACUGCUUAUACCAUGAUAAGUUUGCAUCCUCCUAGGCGAUUGUCAUAGUAACGUCCGGUCCAACUCGCUGUGGCAACACACCUCUGUAUUUAUGUACUUCGGGUGAUAAGAAUGAUUACAUAUUGCCCAACAUGUGCGAAUAUGCUGCUGGUGGAACUGACGGAAUACAGCAAGGAGCUCAGAUAUUUCUGUCAAUGCUGUCCUUACGUGUACAACAUCGAUAAGAAGAUAUCCAAAAUGGCGCCCCUAGCACGCAAACAAGUGGACGACGUCCUCGGUGGUGAAGACGCUUGGAAGAACGUCGCAAAGACAGAUGCCACAUGUCCCAAGUGCUCCUACCACCAGGCCUACUUCAUGGAGAUCCAGACCCGCUCAGCGGACGAACCGGCGACGCUGUUCUUCAAAUGUGUACAGUGCGGACACCGCUGGCGCGAGGGGUAACUGUACGACAACGUACGACAACUUGGACCUGGGUCGGCGCUGGGCGCUAGGUUGUGGCAUCUUGGUAUGGCUAGGCAGGGGCUGCCGGUGAGGGGUUGUGGUUCCUUGCGAGUGGUAGCGAAAGCGUGAUUGGAGCGUUAGCUGCUGGAGCGGUGCGAGGGCUUUAAUGGAGGACUAAUAUGGGCCCUUGACUCUCCUGUAAGGUUUACAUACUUGAUGUGUGCAGGUUAUGGUACCAUGUGCGGUAGCAGAAGCUUUGGUAGGGCAGCAGGCAUUCGUUUGACGCUAACUAGGAUACUAGGGUUGAAGGUCUGGAGGUGAGAAGAUGCGAAAUUUGAGGGAUGUGCAUGUUGGAGGCUUGGGGCUGUGCAGACGGGCGCAGCGGCACCAUGCGUGCUGUUUGUUGUGCAGCACGACGGUGACCCGGCCUGGCUUAGCAUCAGCUGGAGAUGAAUUGGAGUCGUGCAGUCCCGGCAGGGUGUGGAGGUGCUGAAGGCAUAGGAGGUAGCUGUGUGUGUUGCCAGGACUAUGCAAAAUUGGCCGAAUGUGGGUCACCCAACUCUUUUUAAGGCUUUGGUGCAAGAUUACGCCGUCAUGUAUUUGUAGUGCUUUUGCGGUUAGGAAGGU
This is a messenger RNA of Astrephomene gubernaculifera, 1073 nucleotides long. Lineage: Eukaryota; Viridiplantae; Chlorophyta; Chlorophyceae; Chlamydomonadales; Astrephomenaceae. The record is from the annotation of a GenBank genome assembly.